Molecule: messenger RNA, 1297 nt
Organism: Musca vetustissima
Lineage: Eukaryota; Metazoa; Arthropoda; Insecta; Diptera; Muscidae
Exons: 3
Coding region: 26-1297 (423 amino acids)
Molecular function (GO): protein binding
Source: RefSeq, a predicted model, not a curated record
UCUCCAGAUUUUCUGUGUUCGGAAAAUGCCCCAUUUGGAGGCCCCUCAAGACUUGAGUGAAUCCUCCCCGGAGAUUUCAUUAAAUCAGGAUUUUCUACCCAAUCAAGGACCAAAUGGCCAGCUCCAGCAACAACUACAACUACCAUUACCCAUAGCCCCAGUGGCUGCGGCCCAAAUCCGUUUGCCAACGCCUGAGCCUCGAUAUCAGCGUGGAAUUGAUUUGACAGUGCAAGAGCAGAACAAUCAGAACCUCUUGAGAAAUCUGCCAGCCUUGCAAUUCGAUCCGGAUAUUAUUGAAAAUGAAGAGGAUAAUUAUAUGCCAGCCUAUGUUCAUAUGCUGCCGGUGGUACUGCCAGCCCAGGCUCCGGAACCCACUUUGGAUGAGUUGUUGAGACGUGUCACCGGCCGCACAGAUUUACACAAUGUGGAAUCGGUGAGACUUCGUGUUAUUUCCUAUACCCUGAGCCUAUCCCACUUGGCCAUGUUCCUGCCACGUUUGCAGCAGCUGGACCUAAGCGGUUCCGUUUUGUGCACACUGCGGGAUUUGGGUUAUGGCCUGAGCCAUUUGACCCAUUUAAAUGUCAGCAAUUGUGGGCUGAAUAGUUUCGAUGGCACGAGUGGUUUUCCAGCAUUGCGGGUCCUGGUGGCCGAUGAUAAUAUGAUACAAAGGACCGGAAGCCUGUCGGAUCUACCACUGCUGCAGCAUUUAAGUGUUCGCAAUAAUCGGAUUAGUGAAUUGGGUAUCCUCACAUUUUUAGGCCUCAAUGGGAAUCUUUUGCAAUUGGAUCUGAGGGGUAAUCCAGUCUGUCAUCAGCCUCUUUAUCGGCAAACAUUACAGCGUAGCAUUCCCAGUCUGGAGAUUUUGGAUGGCGUUCCUUUCAAUAAUGAGAGAGCAGGACAGCAAAUGAGCUCCCUGGAUACCGAUGAUGUAUCCUCUUUGUCAAGCGCCUCCAUUUCAUUGCCCCUGGCUGCGGGAACAGAAUUGCGCCCGGCAACCGCUCCUGUGGCAGUAUCGAAUGCUUCUUCUCCCCCAGGGGGUACAGCUAGGCCUCAGUCAGUGACCCUCUCUUCGAGGUCCAGUUCCUUAUCAUCGGGUUCUCCAGUUAUGGGUUCAGUUUUAUCGGUGGCCCGUCAAAGACAACGACGAAAAAACCAACCACCUAUCAAUGCCUGGGUCUCAUCGGAUAGCUCCAAUUAUUCCAGUGCAAAUUCCCUGGCGACUUCUUCACGGCCCUCGUCUUCGAUAUCCUCGGCUGGUAGUUGUGAUAUAGCAUUGCCUCAGGCUAAUAAAAAUUAA